AAUAAUCCCUUCUACUCUCCUCAGCACUUUAGCAACCAAUAAACCUCGACUAUAAUGUCCCUCUUCAUCAUCCCCGAGGAAGGCUUCGUCUACGGAGGCCAGCCCAGCCGUCGCCCUCACCACGGCCACCAGUACCACUACGGCCAGCGUUGCGGACCGUCCUCAAGGCAGUCGUCGUACCCUUUCGGUUUCGACUUUGACGCAGGCGAUCUGUUCAAUGUAAUACGACACGAGGAGACGCUUCGUCGUCGCCAGCGAGCUGAGCGCGCUGCUCGACAGCAACAUCUGCAACAGCAAGCUGCGGCCGCCGCCUCACUGGCACGCGAGCGCCAACAGCGUGCUCUCGCCCUCGAACGCGAACGCGAAAGGGAACGGCAGAGGCGCGCCGCGGCCGCCGCCGCUUACUUUGAGGCUGAGCUGGAGCACGAGCGGAGGCGCCAGAUCGCCAUUGCCGUCGCCAAGGAGGAGCGUAGGCAGCAGCAGCGGCGCUACGAAGAAGCGCAACGGGCUCGUCAGCAGGCCCGUCACGCGGCAAGGCAGCAGUGGGAGGACGACUUCCUGAGCGGGUUCAUGGACCUCGUCGUUGACAGCAUCUUUGGCGUUGACGAGGAGGGCCAGCAGCAAGCUCAACACUCAUCUGACAAGGGCAAAGCAAAAGCAGAUGACAAGACCGAGGACAAAGUGCCAUCCAGGUCGAUCCCAGUCGAGACAGCUAAAGACCAAACCGAAAUUGAAGCCGAAGCUGCUGCCAACAAGGAGCAGGUAGCCACCACCGACAAUGAGAAGACGCAGGAUCAGGAAGCCGAAGCAAGCGCCACAGAAGAACAGCAAGAGGAGAAGGGCGAGACUAAGACAGAACAAGCUCAAAAGCUUGUCUUCAGUCUUCCUCUCCCCUCUUCGGAAGCAGCUCGCAGCGCAGUCAACGCCAAGGACAUCUCCGUCACUUACGACGCCAACACCCGAUCGAUCAACAUCGACGGCCUCUGGUCCGCGAAUGCUGCCGCCUCUUCCGCCACGGACAACGUCGCUUCCUCGGACGAUGAGACGGUGCGCAGUGCCAGUGAUGACGAGGACGAGACGGCUCAGCGCGGACGCAAGCGUUCUCGCAGUCCAAAGGCGUCGCGCGUCAGCGAUGUCGACGAGGCGACAGGCGAAGAGAUCCAAUCUGCUCCCCAAAGCCAGGCUGACAACAAGGACGACUUCGUCGUAGUCGACGCAGCCAAGCCUUCCAGAGUCUCCAUCGAAGUCGGGCCAGAUGCAAAGGUGGAGAAUCUCCGCGCCGAGAUCACCGAUGAGGAGUUCCAGGUCUGGAUCUAGUCUCAUUAUCUCGCCUGUCCCGUUCCUGUUCACUACACAGACACAGCUUCCAUAGCCCCCGACUUCUCUGUCUAUACAUUCAUCGUCUAUACAUUCACAAUGACGAUGCCGAUUCUGAUGAUCUCAAAGAUACUUUUGAAGGCGUGAAGAAGCUGUAAGCAUGUAGUGACGAUGCUCCCACUCGAAUAAUUCGCAGCAAACGACGACAGCAGAGAGAAGCGCUGCGCGAUGUAGAUGAAUUUCGAAGCUGAGAAAGGAGGAGUAGGAUAGUGUGAAGUGAUACAGACGUAAAGACAUUAGUUUGGCUAGGCAUGAAGAGAGGGGGU
Messenger RNA from Acaromyces ingoldii, 1643 nucleotides. RefSeq lists its product as hypothetical. The coding region runs from base 55 to 1317 and encodes 420 amino acids. Lineage: Eukaryota; Fungi; Basidiomycota; Exobasidiomycetes; Exobasidiales; Cryptobasidiaceae. The record is from RefSeq and is a predicted model, not a curated record. The transcript has a single exon.